Momordica charantia (bitter melon) is the source of this 1773-nucleotide messenger RNA. The record is from RefSeq and is a predicted model, not a curated record. Lineage: Eukaryota; Viridiplantae; Streptophyta; Magnoliopsida; Cucurbitales; Cucurbitaceae.
AAAAAUAUGAGAAAGUUGCUUUAACAUUUGUUUGGGCGUUUGUUCACAUCUUCUUACGACCUGGAGGUUCCUUGAACACUCUCAGCAUUGAAAAAGCUCAAAUGACGAUGAAGAAUGACAACGUUGACAAGGACAAGCUACUGGAGCAGUUUUUGAGAAUUGGAUUGGAUGAACGCACUGCACGAAACACCAUUGCCAACAAUAAAGUCACUUCCAAUCUCAAUGCUGUUGUUCAUGAGGCUGGUGUGCUUGAUGGAUGCAGCAGGGCUGUUGGAAAUCUCCUGUAUACUGUUGCUACCAAGUAUCCAGCAAAUGCUCUUGUUCAUCGACCGAUAUUGCUGCAAUAUAUCAUCUCAAAUAAGAUAAAGAUGGCAGCUCAAUUAGAAGCAGCGUUUUCAUUUUUGUCUGCUUCAGGCCAAGAAGAUGUUAAAUUAAAUGAGUUUGAAGAUGCAUGUGGUGUUGGCAUAGAAGUUUCAGUUGAAGAAAUUGAGCAGACUGUGAAUGAGGUUUUCGAAGAACAUAAAAAAGAAAUUUUGGAGCAACGUUAUCGGAUAAAUGUGGGUGACUUGUUUGGGCAGGUACGAAAGAAGCAUCCUUGGGCUGAUCCAAAGAUUGUAAAGCAAUUUAUUGAUUCCAAAUUAUACGGAUUACUUGGUGAAAGGACUGCGGCAGAUAAUGAAAAGACGGCAAAAAAGAAAAAAGAGAAGCCCACUAAAGUAGACGUGAUUGUGUACCUUGGAAUUUGAAACACGUCGUGCUUCAUACUAUUGGUUAUUGCACGCACUGGAGCUUUAUCAACCAUAUGUGUGGGAAUAUUCUCGACUCAAUGUUUCAAAUAAUGUGUUGUCUAAGCGUAAGUUAAAUCGACUAGUGACAGAAAAAUGGGUUGAUGGUUGGGAUGAUCCUCGACUGUUGACGCUAGCUGGUCUUAGGCGCAGGGGUGUCACGUCAACUGCAAUUAAUGCUUUUGUUCGAGGAAUUGGAAUCACUAGAAGUGACUGUAGUUUGAUUCGGUUUGAUCGUCUUGAAUAUCACAUUAGAGAAGAACUAAACAGGUCAGCUGAACGGGCAAUGGUUGUUUUGCAGCCGCUUAAGGUUGUUAUUACCAACUUAGAAAAUGGAUCAAUAAUGGAUCUUGACGCCAAGAAAUGGCCUGAAGCUCAAGCAGAUGAGGCAUCAGCCUUUUAUAAGUUUGAACCGUCUCCAUCACGGAGGCAUGAUGAGUUUCACUUCUUUUUGUAGUCAAAUGCUUGGAUGAGCUUGAAAAUGACUUCUUUAAUUAUAUUCAAGAACAUAGAUGUCAGAACAUAGAUGUCAGUUGAACAGACAGGCAUGCAACACAUGUUAUAGCACAUGGAAGACUUACUGAUAGCUUUUGCUUUCUGUUUUGAUUUUCGUUUUCCAUUAUUUUCUGCAUGUGUCAGGGUAUUUUGCAGUUGAUAAAGACUCAACUCCUGAAAAGCUCAUAUUCAAUCGAACAGUCACGCUGAGAGAUGGCUAUAAUAAGAGCAGUAAGUAAGUUCAAAAUUAGGGAAAAAAAACAAAUGGUCUCAUAAUGCAUCCCUUCUUUCAAAUCAAAUUUUUCGUAAAUAUUGUUUAGAUCUUGUAGAAGAAUUAAAUGUGCUUCGAGUCUUGUGUAAAUCAUUACGACUGAGACUUUACCUGGAAAGAACUUAUGCCUCUUUGAUUCGAGAUUGUUUUGACCGAAAAUUUGAAGGAAAAGAAGUGACCACAAUGUUUACGAUAAAGUCUUAUGCAAAUGAUUUGACAUUC